AUGGCUGGGGCUGACAACUCAUAUUCCCCUACUGACAGUUCGUUGGACAAGGCUAAAAUCAUCCCGAGAAAGACCAUGUCCGGUAUCGAUGUUGUGGGGCACAAUUUACCCCCUUCUCCAGCGCCCUCCAGCCCGAAUGCUGGUAGGCGAUAUGCGCUGGCGACGGAGCUAGUAUAUACAGAAGGCAAUGACCAGUUCAAUUCGAGCAGCAUGCCCAUUUACCAGAGCGCAACCUUCAAACAAACUUCUGGCUCUGGCGGUGGAGAAUACGACUACACACGAUCCGGAAACCCCACUCGAACACACCUAGAACGACACCUGGCCAAGAUCAUGUCCGCCGAACGAACCCUGGCGGUAUCCUCCGGCAUGGCAGCGUUGGAUGUGAUCACUCGCCUCCUCACGCCUGGUGAUGAAGUCAUUACCGGUGACGAUUUAUACGGUGGUACAAAUCGGCUCCUGAAAUACCUCUCCACGCAUGGCGGCAUCAUCGUCCACCACGUCGAUACCACCCGACCAGAGAAGGUGGCGGAAGUCUUGUCAGCAGCAACAAAGUUAGUAUUACUGGAGACGCCUACAAAUCCACUGAUCAAGAUUGUCGAUAUCCCUCAAGUUGCAGCAUUGGCACAUGAAGCAAACCCCGGCGCCCUUGUCGCAGUCGAUAACACCAUGCUCUCCCCACUCCUUCUCAACCCACUCAAUCUGGGUGCCGACAUCGUCUACGAGAGCGGAACAAAGUACCUGUCAGGUCACCACGACUUGAUGGCUGGCGUAAUCGCCGUCAACGACAUAUCCCUAGGCGAAAAAUUAUACUACCCCAUCAACAGUUCUGGCUGCGGCUUAUCUCCCUUUGACUCCUGGCUGCUCCUCCGUGGCGUCAAAACACUCAAAGUCCGCAUGGAACAACAACAAUCCAACGCGCAGCGCAUCGCUGAGUUUCUCGAAGAACACGGCUUCCGUGUCAGAUACCCGGGCCUCAAAUCACAUCCACAAUACACACUUCAUCACUCCAUGGCCCGGGGGUCGGGGGCUGUGCUCUCCUUUGAGACAGGUGAUGUUACGAUCAGUGAGCGGAUUGUGGAGAGUGCCAAGCUGUGGGCGAUCAGUGUCAGCUUUGGAUGUGUGAAUAGUCUUAUUAGUAUGCCGUGUCGUAUGAGCCAUGCGAGCAUCGAUGCGAAGACGAGGAAGGAGAGGGAUAUGCCGGAGGAUCUGAUCCGGUUGUGUGUGGGGAUCGAGGAUGUGGAUGACCUGAUUGAUGAUCUGAGACGGGCGCUUGUUCAAGCUAGCGCCGUAAAUCUAUCCUUAGACGAUUUCCAAGCCAUAAGCCAACCCCCGGCCUAA
Molecule: messenger RNA, 1338 nt
Organism: Paracoccidioides brasiliensis Pb18
Product: cystathionine beta-lyase
Exons: 3
Coding region: 1-1338 (445 amino acids)
Biological process (GO): 'de novo' L-methionine biosynthetic process; transsulfuration
Cellular component (GO): cytoplasm
Molecular function (GO): pyridoxal phosphate binding
Source: RefSeq, a predicted model, not a curated record